AUGUCUUUUACCCGGGCGUUGGCUCCUGCGCGCAUUCGACUGGCUAGUGCUACGAUUGCCACACCUCGUAUUCUCUCAUCCUCAUCUCGACUGUACUCCAGCUCUAGGAGCUCAUUCAAUCCACAUGACAUUCACAAUGUCUACCAUAGCCCGGAGCACAUACAGACAAAGCUGCCAGAGACAAAGCUAUUGAAGAACCACCACCGAUUCAGCGAGUUUGAUCUCGAGGGCCGGGUGUAUGCCAUCACCGGCGGUGGCGGAGGAUUGGGGCUAUCGAUGGCGGAAGCGCUGAUUGAGGCUGGGGCAAAAGUAUAUUGUUUGGACCGCCUCGAAACUCCACACCCAGACUUCAUGGUUGCCAAGGAGAAAGCGGAGAAAGAAUAUGGCGGAAGCCUGGAAUACAUCCGCAUCGAUGUACGAAACGUCACAGACGUCAACAACGUCUUUUCAGCGAUUGCAGAACAGCAUGAGCGACUGGACGGCCUGAUCGCCGCGGCUGGGAUCAACCACCUUCAGAGUGCCCUGGAGCACACCCAGCAAGCAUUGGAUGAUGUGAUGACUAUCAAUUUCAACGGUGUAUUCAAUGCAGCAACUGCCGCCGCCCGCCAAAUGUUCAACUAUCAGCAGAAGGGCUCGAUCCUACUGGUGGCUAGUAUGAGCGGUCUCAUUGCCAACAAAGGAAUGACCUCACCGGUUUACAAUUCAUCAAAGGCCGCUGUCAUUCAGCUUGCUCGCUCACUUGCGAUGGAAUGGGGUCGUCAUGGCAUCCGUGUCAACAGCUUGUGCCCGGGCCAUAUCAUUACUCCCAUGGUCGACAAGGUGUUCCAGCAGAACCCCGCUGCUCGAGCCACUUGGGAGGCAGAGAAUAUGCUUGGUCGCUUGGCUUUGCCUGAGGAGUUCCGUGGCACCGCGCUGUUCUGUCUCUCUGACGCUAGCAGCUUCAUGACUGGAAGCACAUUGCUCAUAGAUGGUGGUCACACCGCAUGGUAA
Molecule: messenger RNA, 990 nt
Organism: Penicillium olsonii
Lineage: Eukaryota; Fungi; Ascomycota; Eurotiomycetes; Eurotiales; Aspergillaceae
Source: the annotation of a GenBank genome assembly